UUAUAAUCAUGGCGGCACUCGCAGUGGCAUUGCUAGGUUUCCUGGUUUUAGUAAAAUCGGCACCAGUGCAGCAGCAGAAGGAUGAGUUUGACCCGGCCUUUCCGGAAGAAGUUCCAGGAAUGUGGGAGGGAGAUAUAAACGAACCACUGAUGUUUAACCCAAAGCAUCGCAAUGCCAUCCGCAAUCGUGCCUACAGAUGGCCAAACGGAAUUGUGCCCUACCAUAUCAGCUCGGCAUACUCUUCACACGACAGAGCCACCUUUUUAUCUGCUCUCCAAAGUAUAGAGGAGUCAACUAAGGUGAAUGGCCACACCUGCAUCCAUUUCGUACCAAGGACCAAUCAACACGACUACAUAGACAUCAGGCGGGAGACUGGCUGCCAUUCCCCAGUAGGCCGUCAUGGUGGCCAUCAGGUUAUCUCCCUUGGUCAUGGCUGUGAGAGGAAGGGUACGGCGGAACACGAGGUUCUCCAUUCUCUGGGCUUCUGGCACGAGCAGAGUCGCUAUGACAGGGACAACUAUGUCAUCGUCCACUGGGACAAUGUCCAACAUGGCAGAGAACACGAUUUUAACAAACACAGUUCCUCCGAUAUGGACUUGCUGGGCCAGCCAUACGACUAUGGCUCAGUAAUGCAUUAUGGAGCUUAUGCUUUUGCCAAGGACAGAUCCAAGCCGACCUUGACCCCGAAGAAAUCCGGCGUAACCAUUGGGCAGCGUGUUGGAUUGAGUCGAGAGGACAUCAAGAAGAUUCAGCUGCUUUAUGGAUGUCACUAAGGUGAGAUGUAAGGCUCCAUAUCCGGCAAAGAAGCUCUGGUGAAAUAUUGUGAAUAAAGGCUAUCGUAAAUCAACACUCCGUCA
Liolophura sinensis is the source of this 857-nucleotide messenger RNA. RefSeq names its product zinc metalloproteinase nas-15-like. Gene Ontology annotation, biological process: proteolysis. Gene Ontology annotation, molecular function: metalloendopeptidase activity; zinc ion binding. The record is from RefSeq and is a predicted model, not a curated record. The transcript has 9 exons. Lineage: Eukaryota; Metazoa; Mollusca; Polyplacophora; Chitonida; Chitonidae. The coding region runs from base 9 to 773 and encodes 254 amino acids.